AUGGCUGAAGAAGCAAACAAGAGAGACUCCAUCAGGAUGAAUGUGAAAGGAUGCCAGACAAACAAUGGCUUCGUCCAAAAUGAGGACAUUCCAGAACAGGACCUGGAUCCAGGCAGCACGGUGAACAUCCUUGGCUCUGAGGAACUGGACACCAAGAAGAUCCAGCCCUAUGCAGGGAUGCCCAAGGAGGUGCUAUUUCAGUUCUCAGGCCAGGCCCGCUACCGGGUGCCCCGGGAGAUCCUCUUCUGGCUCGUCGUGGCUUCUGUAUUUGUGCUUGUUGGGGCCACCAUCGCCAUCAUUGCCAUCUCCCCGAAGUGUCUCGAUUGGUGGCAGGCGGGGCCCAUAUAUCAGAUCUACCCGAGAUCGUUCAAGGACAGUGACCAAGACGGGAACGGAGACCUGAAAGGUAUUCAAAAUAAACUGGACUAUAUCACAGCUUUAAACAUAAAAACCAUUUGGAUUACUUCGUUUUAUAAAUCAGCCCUUAAAGAUUUUAGAUAUGGUGUUGAAGAUUUCCGAGAAAUUGAUCCUAUGUUUGGAACAAUGGAAGAUUUUGAGAAUCUGCUUGCAGCCAUCCAUGAUAAAGGUUUAAAACUAAUCAUGGACUUCAUACCGAAUCACACCAGCGAUCGGCACACUUGGUUCCAGCUGAGUCGGACACGAACUGGGAAGUACACAGAUUAUUACAUCUGGCACGACUGUGUCCGGGAGAACGGGGAGACCAUUCCACCCAACAACUGGUUAAGUGUUUACGGCAACUCCAGUUGGCAUUUUGAUGAAGUGCGAAACCAGUGCUAUUUUCACCAGUUUCUGAAAGAGCAGCCUGAUUUAAACUUACGCAACCUAGACGUUCAAGAGGAAAUAAAGGAAAUAAUACAGUUCUGGCUCACCAAAGGUGUCGAUGGCUUCAGUUUCAAUGCUGUUCAGUUUCUCCUAGAAGCGGAACAUCUGAGAGAUGAGACUCAAGUAAACACAUCACAAAUCCCGGCUGCGGUGACACACUACUCAGAGCUGUACCACGACUUCACCACUACCCAGGAGGGAAUGCAUGACAUUGUCCGCAGCUUCCGGCAGACCAUGGACCAGCACAGCAGGGAGCCUGGCAGAUACAGGUUCCUGGGGACAGAAGCCUUUGAGGAGAGCAUUGACAGGACCAUGAAAUACUAUGGAUUGUCAUUUGUCCAAGAAGCCGAUUUUCCUUUCAACAAUUAUUUCACUACUCAAGACACUCUUUCUGGAAACACUGUGUAUGAGGUUAUCACAACCUGGAUGGAAAACAUGCCGGAAGGAAAAUGGCCUAACUGGAUGAUUGGUGGACCGGACAUUACGCGGCUGACUUCUCGGCUGGGGAACCAGUACGUCAACAUCAUGAACAUGCUGCUUUUCACACUGCCUGGAACUCCCAUAACUUACUACGGAGAAGAGAUAGGAAUGGGAAAUAUUUUAGCCACAGAUCUCAGUGAAAGCUAUGAUACUAAUACGCUUCUCUCCAAGUCACCAAUGCAGUGGGACAACAGCUCCAACGCUGGGUUUUCUGAAGGCAAUCACACCUGGCUACCCACUGGUCAGGAUUACCACACCGUGAAUGUUGCUGCCCAAGAGACCCAGCCCAGGUCAACUUUGAAGCUGUAUCAGGAUUUAAGUCUACUGCACGCCAACGAACUGCUGCUCAGCAGGGGCUGGUUCUGUCAUCUGAGGAAUGACAGCCGUGUUUUCGCGUACACCAGAGAGCUGGACGGCAUAGACAGAGUCUUUAUUGUGGUUCUCAAUUUUGGAGAAUCAACACUGCUCAACCUACAGGAAAUGAUUUCAGGACUCCCUGCGAGACUGAGGAUCCGGCUGAGCACCGACUCUGCCUCCAACGGCAGUGAAGUCGAUACGAGUGGCAUUUACCUUGAGAAGGGAAGAGGAGUCAUCCUGGAGCACAAAACAAAGAACCUCCUUCAUCGCCAGUCAGCUUUCAGGGACAGAUGUUUUAUUUCCAAUCGCGCAUGCUACUCCAGUGUUUUCAACAUUCUGUACAGCUCCUGUUAGGCAGGCCCCUCUACGAGACAGAGGGAGACGACCCGCCACCUGCAGUGCCGUAUGCAUCCGCAGAGGAAUGGCCAUGAGGUACUUCUGUAGAUUACACUUCACUGCUUUAGGAAAAACUUCCCAAAUCUUUUGAAAGAACAGUAAAAUGUCUCAAAGAAAACCA
Molecule: messenger RNA, 2197 nt
Organism: Ochotona curzoniae (black-lipped pika)
Lineage: Eukaryota; Metazoa; Chordata; Mammalia; Lagomorpha; Ochotonidae
Gene: SLC3A1
Product: solute carrier family 3 member 1
Exons: 10
Coding region: 1-2034 (677 amino acids)
Biological process (GO): carbohydrate metabolic process; amino acid transport
Source: RefSeq, a predicted model, not a curated record